AUGGGCUCCCGUCCAACAAGUGAGGUCGAGAUUCCAAUGAACUCCGAAAUUUGUGGUGUUUGUCGUAGGUGGUGGUUAGCACUGUCGAAAAUUGGUGGUGGUCGUCGUGAGGACAAUAGAAGGAUACCUUUACUCGCUGCAAAAAUGAAGAUUAUGGUAGCUGUUAAACGAGUCAUCGACUACGCUGUCAAAAUUCGGGUUAAACCCGACAAGAGUGGCGUGGAGACCUCUAAUGUGAAGAUGUCGAUGAACCCCUUUUGCGAGAUCGCACUAGAAGAAGCCCUCCGGAUCAAGGAGUCGGGCGGGGCCUCGGAGGUGGUGGCCGUGUCAGUGGGCCCGGCCCAGUGCGUCGACACUCUCCGGACCGGGCUAGCUAUGGGCGCAGAUCGGGCCAUACACGUGGAUUUCCCGGGCACCCUUUACCCGCUUUCGAUAGCCAAGAUUCUCAAAGCUCUUGUUGAUGCUGAAAAACCUGGCCUUGUCCUUCUUGGGAAACAGUUUGAGCAGUUAAAGAAAGCAGGAGACUUAAUAGAAUUGUAUCAUGGGUUCGCAAUCCCCAAGUAUGAAGUUGAUCUUCUGUUUAAGAAUAGUGCUAUUGAUGAUGAUUGCAACCAGACGGGCCAAAUGAUUGCUGGACUUCUUAAAUGGCCGCAAGGGACCUUUGCAUCCAAGGUUGUACUGGAUAAAGCAAAUAAUGUAGUGACAGUGGACAGAGAGGUUGAUGGAGGUCUUGAGACGCUCUGCUUGGACUUGCCUGCAGUAAUUACCACGGACCUGAGACUGAACCAGCCCAGGUACGCAACCCUUCCAAAUAUCAUGAAAGCAAAAUCAAAGGUGAUAAAGAAAGUGAGCCCGAAGGAUUUGAACGUUGAUAUAAGAUCUGAUUUAGAAGUCGUUCAAGUUACUGAACCUCCCAAAAGGAAGGCAGGGGUCAUACUCUCUUCUGUUGAUCAACUUAUUGACAAAUUGAAAAACGAAGCUCGUGUAAUUUGACGUGAGAAAACGCAGAUUACCUCUACUAUUGCAGACUUCCUGUCAGUGGAAAAAUAAUAAACAGUUUUCUUUUUUUUUUUUUUUU
Messenger RNA from Striga asiatica, 1078 nucleotides. Lineage: Eukaryota; Viridiplantae; Streptophyta; Magnoliopsida; Lamiales; Orobanchaceae. The record is from the annotation of a GenBank genome assembly.